CGUCCUGCCCCUCAACAACUGCUUACAGCACGGUUAUGAAAAGACGAGCUUUUGAUUCACGUUAACAGUAAGACUUGCUGCUUCACUUGAGUAGCUACUGCAGUGCAUUCAGUCUUAUUGAUAUCUGAUAUAUUGAUACUGUAUACAAAGCGCUGCCUGUGCACUUGAGCUUUUGUGUACUGACGGAAGCAAGAUUCACAACUGAGAGAUUUAAUGAUGACGACGUCAUGGAGCGAUCGACUUCAGGACUAUGCAGAUCUCCCGGCAAACAUGGAUGGCCUGGCGAUGAAGAAAUACAGGAGAGAGGCCUAUCAUAGAGUGUUUGUGAACAGAAGUCUGGCCAUGGAGAAGAUUAAAUGCUUCGGCUUUGACAUGGACUACACUUUAGCAGUAUACAAGUCACCUGAAUACGAAUCUUUGGGCUUUGAUCUGACUGUGGAGCGGCUGGUCUCCAUCGGCUACCCGCAGGAACUGCUCGGAUUUGUUUAUGACCCCACUUUCCCUACAAGAGGUCUGGUGUUUGACACCAUGUAUGGCAACCUCCUGAAGGUAGAUGCUUAUGGAAACAUCCUGGUCUGUGUCCAUGGCUUUAACUUCCUGCGAGGCCCUGACACCCGAGAGCUCUAUCCCAACAAGUUUAUCCAGCGUGAUGACACAGAACGCUUCUACAUCCUCAACACACUCUUUAACCUUCCAGAAACAUACCUUUUAGCCUGCCUGGUUGACUUCUUCUCAAACUGUGACCGAUAUUCAAGCUGUGAAACAGGCUUUAAGGAUGGAGACCUCUUCAUGUCCUUCAAGAGCAUGUUCCAAGAUGUCCGAGAUGCUGUAGACUGGGUACAUUUUAAGGGAACGUUGAAGGAGAAAACCGUGGAAAACCUGGAGAAGUAUGUUGUGAAAGAUGCCAAGUUGCCAUUGCUGCUGAGCCGCAUGAAUGAAGUUUCUAAAGUUUUCUUAGCCACCAACAGUGACUACAAAUACACAGACAAAAUUAUGACAUACUUGUUUGACUUCCCCCAUGGCCCAAAGCAUGGCACUCCACACCGUCCAUGGCAGUCAUACUUCGACCUCAUCCUAGUGGAUGCUCGAAAGCCUUUAUUUUUUGGAGAGGGAACUGUUCUAAGACAGGUGGAUACGACUACAGGGCGGCUGAAAAUAGGAACAUACACUGGACCUUUACAACAUGGCAUUGUUUACUCUGGAGGUUCUUCAGACAUUGUGUGUGACCUGCUUGGAGCAAAAGGGAAGGAUAUUUUGUACAUUGGGGAUCACAUUUUUGGAGAUAUUCUUAAGUCCAAGAAGCGUCAGGGUUGGCGGACGUUCCUGGUGAUUCCUGAAUUGGCUCAGGAGCUGCAUGUGUGGACGGACAAAAGCUCUCUGUUCGAGGAACUGCAGGGCUUGGACAUUUUCUUGGCAGAACUAUACAAGCGUAGGACCAAGAAAUGUUGGUCCAAUCAAAACGCUCGGUCCGAGCGUUUUAUUUGUCUCUCCUACCUGCCUGUCAACGUAUGUAUUUGCAUACCUCUGCGCACCCGGUUCGCGCAGACAGGAUACGUCAUCAGCGCGAUCACGCACACUAUUGCAGACAGAGCCAGAAUGGCAGGCAAACAUCAACAACCCGAUCUUCUUUCCUGGCAUUUGGACAGCAGCAGCAAUGAGAGACCAGAUAUCAGUGCCAUCCAGAGAAGAAUGAAGAAAGUGACUCAUGACAUGGACAUGUGCUACGGGAUGAUGGGAAGUCUGUUCCGCAGCGGCUCUCGGCAGACUCUGUUUGCGUCUCAGGUGAUGCGUUACGCUGACCUGUAUGCUGCCUCAUUCAUCAACCUGCUCUACUACCCCUUCAGCUACCUGUUCAGAGCCGCUCACGUGCUGAUGCCCCAUGAGUCCACAGUGGAGCACACUCACGUAGACACAGAGACUGAGUCUCCUCUGGCCACACGCAACCGCCACUGUGUGGACUGCAAGGACAUCGACUGUAAAAGAAACCAGCUCACACGCUCCAUCAGCGAAAUCAAACCGCCCCACCUGUUCGCUCAUCCGCCGCAGGAAAUCACACACUGCCACGACGAAGACGACGACGAAGAGGAGGAGGAAGAGGAGGAAGAGUAGAUGUUUUUGACCUAUUCUAGGGUAAAGAUCUGUAGGGUGAUGGUGAUAGAGUGAUGAGGAUAUCGUGUGAGGUGGAUGUAUGAAGUAGACCAUAAUUGCCAAACCAAGCUCAAAAAGCUUACCAGACUUCAGUUCACCCAAACUGACAGUUUCCUCCAUUAAAGAAAGCUAAACUAAUACAUAAGUUUGUUAAAAAAAAAAAAAAAAAUGGGAUCUGGAAUUGUUUAUCAGUCACUAUAAAAGCACAUAAUGUCAUGAUAAACAUCCAAUGGAAACAGUGGAAGGGAUACUUACUUUACUGUGAACUGAUGGUAAAACUCAUGAGUUUACAUGCAUCAUUCAGGCGGCAUGCUGGCAAAGACUCAGAAAAUGAAAACCUGUUAGGACAAGUGGUUAUUGGAUCCUUACAGAUACAAAUUAUAGUCAUAUCUUACUAUUGUUUUACUGUUUUUAUCAGUAACUUUUCAAGUAGCCAGUCCAUUCACUCAGAUUAGCUUGGUUACUACCUCCUGCAAAGACUGUUGCUUUAAAAAAAAAAACUCUUGUGUGUGUGUUAAAGCUGUGUAUGUUGGCAGGGUGUUUGUGUUGAAGUCCUGCGUGUGUUGGGAAUCUGAAUGAAGCACAGAAAACCGAAGCACGGUUCAUGACGUGAGCAUGGAAGUGCAGCCAACACAAGAAUCCAGUUACUUGGCAACAGCAUGCAGCUGCUUUUUUUAGAGGUUUGUUGUUAACCUCUUGGUUUUCAUCUUUUUUAUUGCAGACGUUUUGGUUAGCGCUAAUGCUAUAGAGUAGCAAACAGAUGCCUCGUGUAUUAGGGCGCAAAAUGAGUCCAAACACACACAGAGACAUCAUGUCAGUACCUGCUCUAAUUUUGGCAACCAUGUCACAUUGAACAAUGACAUACUGUAUUUUUAUACUCUUAUAUAAGCGAAACAGAACGCUCUAAUUUUGUCUCAAACAUUGCGUGCCAUUAAUAUCUGCCUCACAUAAGAAAACUAUUCAAAUAUCAUACAGUAAGUGACCUUGAUAUGCAAAAAAAUAUUUAUAAAACUUGUGUUUUAUGGCCUGAGCUGCUGAAAAAGUCACUGAGAGAAAAAGUACAAUGAAGUAAACAGCUGGACAUUGUGAAGCUGAUAGGUUGAGAAAGAAAGUGCUGUUGCUUUGGUAAAUGUUUUAAUGGAAAUUAAUGUAGUCCUGGAUAAUGUUUGAACUCUGUUGAUGGUUUACUCUCAUGUGGACCAAACGGUGUUGAGAAAUUGUGUUCGAUUUAGCUUCAAGGGUCCCGUUAGAGACUUUUAGGUGUCUCCACAGCAAGUAUGUGGAGUUUUUAAAGAAAUAAACAUUAUUUUUGAGUAUAAUGGUGGUUCACGGUUUAGAGAGGAAGCGGUUUUAGCUGUGGGAAGUGUUUCAAGUGCAUGAAACAUGUAGAUUAGGACGGUUAGUGUGACUUUUAUAUGCAUUACUCAAAGAUAGUAUGUAGGAUCUGAUUGAAUAAAGCUACCCAAUCCAUAGCGCAACAUGUAUUACUCAUAUGCAUAUUGUAACUGUAUGUUGUUUUUUAAUUUAUGAGAAUGUAGUUUUGUUUUUUUCCAUGGGUCUGACUGUCAGUUUUUAAAAGGGAUGACGGUUUCUAGGUUUUCAAAAGUCUGUUUUCAAGGAAUCAGUUAAAAAGAUAUUUUUAAACAUACAGUGCAUAUUUCAUGUCAGUUUUUGGUUUAAAAUUAACUGGACAUCCUAAAAUGGGGCAGCUCUUUCAAAAUAUACUUGUUCUUGGUUCUUUAGAGACCACAGUAUAGAGAAAGUGUCUUUUUAUGUCCUAAAAAAGAUCCAGUAUCUCUCUUUCCUCUGUUUUCAUUAGCUUUUUAUAUAAAAACUCAGUUGGGUGUGUGUAUAUAUGCAUAUGUGUAUAUAUGCAUAAUAAAUAUAAUAUGCAUAAUAAAGCCAGCUCCCUGGACAUGGAUUAAAACUAGUCCUGGGCUAAUUUGCACUAGUGUUGGCAGUUGUCCUUUUUAGUUGUCUAUGCAAGGGAAACUGGCUUAGAUUAUAUUUAAAAAUAAUAUAAUAGAAAAUGCAUCGAGUUUGAACAGUAUUCGUCCAAUUUUCCCAGUAGUGUAUCCUAGAUACAUCUUUAACGGGUGAAGGUCUCAUCCGUAUAGUCAUAGGUAGCAUUGCAUAUAUCUCUGUUUGAACCAGUGUUUUCAUAUUAUAUUUUGGCAUAGUUUACAGUAUACAGCAGUAGCGUGCCAAUAACUUACUAAUAUACUGAAUAUCUGUUCCUUUCUGUUUUUUUUACCUUUUUCCUAAUUUCAGAUUUUUAUUUUUUUUUUAAUUCAUGUUUAAUACAAACGCUAUUUUUUUGUGACUUUUAUUAGUUUUCAGUUUAGCAAAAGGAAAGGUGCAAAACUGUUCCGUCUGUAAAAGAGAUCUAGCAAAAUAGACAUGGCAUUUAUUAAUCCAAUUUUUUGUUUUGUUUUUUGUUCUUUGUUUAGGGCAUGUGAUUUCAUGUCUCCGAUUUCAUUGUUCCUUGAAUUAUGAUAGUUUCUGAUUUAUAGAGUUCUAAACUUAUACAUAUGGGAAAUUGAAUUGCAAUGUCAAAUAAAAAUAAUUUUCCAUAA
Onychostoma macrolepis is the source of this 4724-nucleotide messenger RNA. It is a transcript of the gene nt5c2b, whose product is annotated as 5'-nucleotidase, cytosolic IIb. The record is from RefSeq and is a predicted model, not a curated record. Bases 214 to 2109 code for a protein of 631 amino acids. Gene Ontology annotation, molecular function: 5'-nucleotidase activity. The transcript is spliced from 19 exons. Lineage: Eukaryota; Metazoa; Chordata; Actinopteri; Cypriniformes; Cyprinidae.